AUGAUCCGUCGCUUUCACCGUCGUGACCGGGGUUCGAUUCCCCGUUGGGGAACUCAUUUUGCAGAAUCGGUAUAUAAUUGUACUGAGCCUUUUUUGAAGCCUGUCGUUUUCGAUCUGGUGGUAUUGAUUCUGCGACUUAGUUACAAGUGCCAGAAAAGAAAUACUAGAUUGAGACUUGACAACACAGCCAAAAUUGGUCAAACCCACUGGGAAUCAUAUGUCGUUCCCAAUCUGGGUUGGUCUUCCUUUUACUAUAACAAAGUCAAAAGAAAUAGUCAUUAUACUGCGGUUAAUGCUCAGGAAGAUAUUACUGCGCAUAAAGAAGUACUGCGGUUAACUAUCUUCAGAUUUUACGGAUUCAUCAAAAUAAUGUCUGACACGAGGAAAGAAGGUUUGAUCCUACUUCAAACCUUUUUGAUCACAACAAAAAGCUGUUUAAGUUUGAAGAAGUUUUUAAGAGAAAGAAUUGAAGAUUUGAGAUUAGGAACGAAGAUUCGUGAGAACUUGUGUAGGUUUUGUUUAUUGAGAAAGGAUUUUGUAUCAAAGUUUGACCAGGUUCCUACACUGAACUACUACUGCUAUUUAUAUUGUUUUGGAUUGGGAAGAUUAUAUGACUGGGGUCAGUCCCAAUGA
Molecule: messenger RNA, 633 nt
Organism: Phycomyces blakesleeanus NRRL 1555(-)
Lineage: Eukaryota; Fungi; Mucoromycota; Mucoromycetes; Mucorales; Phycomycetaceae
Exons: 6
Coding region: 1-633 (210 amino acids)
Source: RefSeq, a predicted model, not a curated record